Messenger RNA from Ceutorhynchus assimilis (cabbage seed weevil), 3181 nucleotides. Lineage: Eukaryota; Metazoa; Arthropoda; Insecta; Coleoptera; Curculionidae. The record is from the annotation of a GenBank genome assembly.
AGGCGAACUACCGCAGGUACUCCGUCACAAUAAUUCAUUCAUUCAUACAACACUCGGAAAGUCAAAGCCGAGCAGCUCAUUCAACAUAAUCGUUUCUCGGCGGCCGCAGCACCUGGGUUUCUUCGUUCUAGUCGAAUACGCGGACUUAUUUACUUACGAUUCUAAACAUUUUGGUACUUUGAGCCGGCGCUACCCAUACUGUGGGUUCUUUCGGAUUUUUUUUUUUCGGAAUUUUUGGGUGAUUCGUGUCUUGAAGUUUUUGGUUUUAAGUGGGAAAAGAUAUUUUAAAUACUUUGCGUUGUUUUGUUUUUCAAGAUGAAUCGCGAGUGGUGUUUCGCGUUUCUCAUUGGAUUUCUUACUCUGCAAUGUCCUUUCAUUGAGGGAUCCUGCUAUUUUUCCCAGCAAUUUCAAGGAGAAUAUGUGAUGCAAAAUUCAGCGAAUGUCGGAGGUGGAAUACAAUACAGCCUGUUGACAAUCACUCCAAAUUCCAUAUCGAUCUGGGGAAAUUGUCAUAAAAGAAAUGAUAAUAACGUUAUACUCAUGUUCAACUACACUGACACGUCCUGCUUCACGUGCCUGCACUUGAAACUACGCUCCCCGAACGUCCUACAAGUGUUCGCUUCAAGUCAGGAAACAAUAUCCAAAUGUUUUAUUAAUGAAGUCUUGGCGGAAUUAAAUUGCCCUUCGAAAAAAUCCCUCCAAACACGUGGUGAAACGACGGAAAUAUUAUUGUUCAAAACGAAAGAUGACCAAGGUAUCUCUACACAGAAACAAUAUUGUCCUAUAGAUGGAAAGUAUUAUACAAAUUAUAGAGGGAAAAAUCCUUUGAGACCACACGAAUGUAUAGGCUUUAAUUCGACAGUGGAUUCGUGCCCUUCUGGCUCAACCCUCAAUAUUAGAUUGCGCAGCUGUACUUUUGAUAGUUAUGAUUUGAGAUUUGAUUGUUUGGGACAUUGGAGAGGAUCAGGCUUGGAAACUUACUUGGUUUUUACUGAUAGCAGACAUUUGGAGGGACAGAAACCUAAAUACAGAUGUGCUCUUUACAAACAAGACAAAGUAACUGGUAAAAUAGAGAUGGCAGUAAGCAGAGACUCCACUUGCACCUCAGACCUCUAUAAUGCGACAAGUGGAUUCGAAACAUUCAUUUUGGCUCCAAAAACUGAAAAUCCCUGGCCUCCAGAAGUCAGUUUCGGAAUUUGCAGUUUUCCCAAAUGGAUGUUUGGUUAUUGGGAAUAUGUUAGAGUUGAAGGCGAUACUAUGGUUUACAAGGAUCAUAGUUCAUUCAAAACGUAUACCAUCAAAUGUGCUGGAGCUCGUGAAGAUGGAGAUAAAUAUUUUAUAUUCAGUAGGACUCAAUGUAACGAGGAGUCGUUCAAUUGUAUGAAGAUAGCUAGCAGAAGCAAGAAUAUUCUGGAAUUCCAACUAGGAAUAAAUUCUAGCCAAAGCAAGGAUCCAUACACUUUGUGUGCAGAAGAAAAUUUUGAUGAAUAUUCCUGGGUUACACAGGGCCGACUAGAUAAUAUGUCCAAGCCACAAAAUGGACUAUGCCCCAUAACUGGAGAAUAUACAGGUCGUAUACCAGACGCGCUUGAUCUUUGCGCCAAGCUUUGGUCAGACUGUAGGGCUCCUGAUAUAAUGUACUAUCAAGUUUCUGAUUGCUCUACAAAAGAACUUUACGAAGAACGGGAAUACCACUGCUUGGGUCAUUGGCAAGAAUCAAAUUUAUUAUAUACAUACACUCAAAGGAAAGAUGUAGCUGAUGGUACUUCUGAAUGUUUUGUGGGCUCCAUAAUUUCUGAUAACGAAAUUAAUAUCAAAGAAGCUGGGGAACACUGCCAAAGAAAUAUGGAUCCGAUGAAAUAUGGAAUGAAACUAACGAAAACUAAACCUCUUUACUCUUGCGCGGAGCACAGUACCACUACCAGACCUAAGUUUGGGCCUACCGGGUCUCCUAGAUCCAGUACGGUCAGUCCAACACGCAAAGACAUUGAAUCUAAUGCAAUACCAAAGUUGCCUAAUGAAAACAGCUCCUCCCAGAAGGCAUCCAUAUAUUUCAUGUUGGCGUUUGUUGCAUUAUUUGUCGCGAAACAGUUUUAAAGCCAGCUCCAAAGAAACAGGAUUUUUGUUUUCAAUUUAGCAUUAAUCUUCAGUUUAUUAAUUUUAAAUAAGAAAACAUUAUGUAAACAUUUUUCUUUGUUAGAAACUUGUAUUUUAUGAGUAGCAUUUGUCCAUGUUUAUUAUAGUUAUUUCAUUAUUCAAACCGAUACAAUCGGUUAUAGACGUUUGUCUUCUUUUUAAAGUGGCAAAAUGUCCGUCUGUAGUUGUUGCCAAAUCUCCAAAGGUGUAAUGUUUCUUAAAGGUCUUCUAUACAUUUUCUGCUUGAAGAUACUUGCAAUGUACUUAUAUUGUGGAACAACGUACCUACCUACUUUCUUUAACAAAACUGAAAUCAAAUGUUCAAUUUAUGUCUAAAUAUGAUAAAUUUACAAUGGAGAUUACAGGUAUGAAUUCUUCUAAUAGGUAAUUGUGUUUCGUUACUGGUUAGGCUAGAGGCUAGCAAAAUUUAUUUUUUGGCUAAAAAAUAAUGGGUUUUCAAAAAAAAAAAAAAACUAAAUCAAAGGGGUCCGUUGAUUACAAAAACGUAUGUCGCGUCGGUUUCCAUAAACAAAUGACUGAAAUGACGCGCAACGACAUAUUUUUGGCAUUAUUUAUUCGUCAGAUUAUUUUUGCUUGAUAAAAUGCCAUUUUCGAUAGAAGAAAAAAAGGGGAAUAGUGAAAAGUUUAAAAAAUCAUAGCUCUCGCAUCCUCUCCUCUUUGAUUAAAGUUUUUUUUUUAAGACCCGCUGCUACCUUGCCGGAUUCCUCGGUGUAUUAUUCUAGAAUUAGUUUGUUGCAUGUUUUGAAUAGUUUUUAUUUAUUUUAUUUAAUCAUAUAUCUUACAAAAUACGCAAAGCAGAUGGCUGGUCAGUAUGUAUACCAAUUAGGUACAUGCUUGAAUCAAACUUUUAGGCAUUUGCUUUGUUUAUUUAUAAAAAAAAAAAGGUAUAUUUUUCCUAUUGGUGAAUGAAAUUGAUUUUGGAAUGUGUGUAAUGUUAUUAAUGUUAGACUCUAAAUUUGAACUUAUUGUGAUGUAUUCUUAAUGUAUUAACCAUAAAUAAAUGUAAUAUUGCAGUGAAAGAAUU